Molecule: messenger RNA, 511 nt
Organism: Cyphomyrmex costatus
Lineage: Eukaryota; Metazoa; Arthropoda; Insecta; Hymenoptera; Formicidae
Gene: ND-13B
Product: NADH dehydrogenase (ubiquinone) subunit ND-13B
Exons: 3
Coding region: 64-420 (118 amino acids)
Biological process (GO): respiratory electron transport chain
Cellular component (GO): respiratory chain complex I
Source: RefSeq, a predicted model, not a curated record
AAACUGAUGAAGUAAAGAGCCAAUAUCGAGUGUUAGGUAAUACUGUUCAAUACUGUUCUGAUCAUGGCAGGUGUACUCAAAAAGUCUACAUAUUUAACAGGAUUAGCUGUUUGCAAGUAUCCUCACCAAGAUUUAAUACCGUUGUACAAAAGAAUUUUGAACGAGCUACAAAAGUUUCCGAAAGAUUAUAUUUACCGGAAAGAGACAGAGGAAGUUGUCAAGGCUAGACUAUCAAUCAUGCAAGAGAAUGAAAAUAUACAAGUUGCAGAAGAUAAAAUAAAUAGUGGACAAGUGGAAGAGCUUAUAAUACAGGCAAGAAACGAGCUAUCGCUGACGCAAAAAAUGUUGCACUGGAAACCUUGGGAGAAAUUAACGCAGGAAGCACCACCCAAUCAGUGGACAUGGCCGCCGCAUAAAUAAUUUUAAUUUGUUAUUGAUAUUUGUACAUAGUAUAUACUUAAUUAAAUGCAAAUGAAUAGAGAAAAAGCGCAUUAUACAUAAGUACACUAUA